Prorocentrum cordatum is the source of this 4488-nucleotide messenger RNA. The record is from the annotation of a GenBank genome assembly. Lineage: Eukaryota; Dinophyceae; Prorocentrales; Prorocentraceae.
AUGGCGCUUGCCGCCGCGGGCGGGAACCCAGCGGCGCUCAAGCGCUCGGAGAUGCUCCCGGAACCCAGCCAGCUCGCGGCCGCAUUCGAAGAGGCGCACGGUGGGCCUCGCAGGGAGCACGGGGGCGCCGCCAACAAGCAGCUCUCCGCGCGCGCGAUGGUGCUGGGGGGAUUCGCGCCCUGCGCUGGCCUGGCGGUCUGGGUGUUCGCGGGGGGCGAGCUCGUCUCGCGGCGCGGGUCCGCCUUCCUUCGACGCGCGAAGGUUGUGUUGGAGGGCGUUUCCUGCUGCCGCGCUCAUGAGUCAGGAGUGAUGCGUCUCCUCAACGUGGCUUUUCCGAACCAUCGGGGCAUCAUCUCCCGCGCGGGCGACGAGGUGAGGGUAGCUUCGUCCGGGGGCGAGGCAGUCAUCGGCGAAAGCGCUCUGUCCGACGCGGGGCUUCAUGCUCACGCGUCGGAGGCGCCCGCGGCCUCGGCGCCCCUCGGCGGAGCCGGCGGCGGCAAGCCGGAAACUGGGGGCGCUUCUCCCCGGUGGGCGGCCGUCGCGCAGAGGUUCCGGGAGGCCCGCGGAGUUGCCGGGUGCCGCUUUGCGAAGCGAUUUUGGAUGGGGCCGUUCUCGUUCCGGUAUUUCGACGACAUGACCAAGGCGCGGAAGAACGAGGCGACGCGGCCCCCAGGCGCGGAAGCGGGUCGUCGGGGAGCGGCCGCGCGCGACCACGCGGGCGAGCCACCGCGCGUGGCCGCGGCGCUUCUCACGGCCUCGGGCAUCCAGGUCACUUCCACGCGGGCGCUGGAUCCCUUGUCGGCGGCGUUAGUGCGACGCCGGGGCAACCGGGCGCAGUGGCUGGAGCUUGUGCACCUUUGCAGGCGCGGCCGCCGCGCGCUCUCGCCCGCCCCCCCUUGUUCUGCCCGCCCCUGUCUUACUUGUCCAGGGGAAACGCAGGAGUGCGAUUUGCGCGUCUACAGCGAAAACACCGGCGCUGAGUCCUUCCUCCGCGAGGGCGCCGCGAAGCCGUUUGAUCAGUUGCGCAUCGUUCGCUCCGCGUGGAUGCGCGCCGUCGAACUCGACGUUGGCCUCGCCGCGUUUCGCGUGCCGACGGAUGACGACCUCGCCGACGCGCCUUCCCGGCGCGUCGUCACCGCGCUGCCGCCUGUCCGCCGGCGCCGCGUCUCGCAGGGGGCCGGCAUGGCCAAUCUCGUCGCCAUGGGCCCACUGCCCGCCCCAGUUCUCCCGCAGCAGGGCGACCCGGGCGACUCGCUGGACGGAUACCGCGGCGACGGCGACCAAGAUUUGGCCGACGACGACGACGACGACGUGACCGAUGCGAAGUACACUCUGGGCCAGAUCGUUGCCGCAGUAAUGAUAUUUCACGAGAUAACAAACCAGAGCGAUGUCAAAGCUGCGUUGCAAAAUGCUUUCAAGUACGCUGGCGUCGACCAGAUAGUUGGAGAUGGUAUGCGCCACAUCGAGCAGUACCGCUUGAAAAUGAAGCAAGAUCCGCAUAUGCUGUUCGGCGCGCUCAAAAAAGGUUGCCUCGCCAUGCCGCAACGGAAGGACCUCGAAGCUGGCUUCCGUGGGCUUGGAACGUUCAUGGGAAAGCGUGGUCUUCGAAAGCGGUUCGUUAGCAAGUGCCUCCAGCCGAUCUUGAUCGAGCUACUCUGGGUGAAAGUGCGGUGCAUCUACAUCGAGAGGCGUUGGCUAGUGGGGCGCCGUUGCCACGGCAGGCGCCGCGCCGUGGAGCUUGCCAUGGGUCAUGCGGAGAAGUCUCGGCGCAUGCUUGUGGAGGCGACGUCGGAAGAGUUGGCUCGCAUGCUGAACGCGCGCGACGAACUUUCUCGAGUCGCAUACCUCCAGGGCAGCGACAUCCCGGACGAGUUGGCUGCGAAGUUCGCGCGCGCAGUUCGCUUGCGGUGCUGGUCGGUGAGCGAGCGGUGCGAGAUAUGCACGAAGCUGCGUGUCUCCACAAAGAUACGGAUAUCGAAGCAUGCAUGGCGGGGUGGAAGCAAGCGCUUGCGGACAUCGAGCCAGCAAAGCCAUUGGCGCUUGACGGAGGCGCAGUCGUGCUUGAUGGACCACUCCAGAUCCUUGCUUCGGCGCGGGUGCGCACUGUCUGCGCCGCUGCGCGGGGUUGCUGAGGACGACGACCCCGCGAGCACAGUGGAUGCCAUAUGGGAUAUACUGCAAGAGCCUCCAGCCGCAGCGUUGGAUGCAUUGGGCGACGACGUGAAACUAUACGAAGUGGUGCAUCUUAACCCUGGUGGCCGAACCUUGGCCAACGCUGCGGUGAGGGAACGCAUCCCGUCGACGUGCAUCAGCGUUCGGGAGCUGAAGCCCAUUGGCGUCAUCGAGAACGGUCGGGUCAACAUCGAACAGGGCGAGAACGGUAUUCUUUUGCUUGACUUAGGCAAGUGGACUACUCAGCAGAGGUUCCGGCAUAUGUGUUCGAGGGUGUUCCUAUGGCGAUUAGCCCACGUGCCGACCAGCCUCCAACCAGCGCGCGAAGUUUGUCCAGCCUUACAGGAUGUUCCAGUUGAGGGUGGGGAAGAGCCACAUGACGAGGGCGAGCCAGUGCUGGACCUUGUCCCUCAUGUGUCAAUGGUGACCCACAUCGUGAGCCUCUCCCAGUUGGCGGUCAUGGAACAGACUUAUGUGGACGGCAUACCUACGUUUGGAAAUCCAAGUCUGGAUGUGAUCAGCAAGCACAGUGUGGACGCCCUUCUGCGCUGCGGUAUUCUUGUGAAACAGGAGAGCGAGUUUGGCGACGAAGUCAUGGACAUUGACUGGAGGAAGGUUCGCUGGGAAUCGCAUCGGGUUGCAUUUGGUCCCGUGCAGUUUGCCAGACGCGUGAAGGAUGCUUGCGUGUUUCGCGAUAUCUCGAAAGUCUCGUUGCGCGUUGCAUUCUUGGACAUGGGCUGGGCGCCAGAGAGACGCCCUGAACCGAUAGCGGCAGCAGACAUCAUAGACUGUUAUGAGAAUUUGUUCCGGAGCAAGUGUUAUUGGCUCGCACUGCUCAAGUCUAAAUCCAUAUUCGAGGACAAGCACGUGGCGACGAUUUUUCACAAUAAGCCGUAUGCGAAUUAUGAAUGCUUGAUCCAGCUUUCCGAGAAAAAACUGCGAACGAUUCUCAACGACCCGAGUUUUCCCCGCGUCACGAACAAGGCGGGCGGGCCCUCCGCCGCCAUCGCCUGCAGGAUCCUCGAGCGCCGCUCCGCUGCGCCGCUGGACCGCCGCUGUCGCUUCCUGGUGGCGCUCGGGGCCGCCUCGACGCCGAGCGGCGCCUUGCUGGUCCCCAGGGCCGCCUCCGAGAGCGCGCUCGCGCGAUCUCCCACCUCCAUGGUCCUGCUCAGGGAAGACAGCCCGUCGAGGCGGUGCCAGUCUUUUCAGGUGGGCGCCUCGCCGCAGAGACCCCUUGGGCCCGUCGGCGCGCCCUCCUGGCAGCCGCCCUCCGCUGCCGCUGCGGCGUCACCGCGGCGGCCGCCGCCGCGGCCGCCGACCGGGCCGCCUGGGACCCCGGCGCAGCUCCCGCGGGCGGCGUCCCACUCCCCCAUGCGGGCCCCGCCGCUGCCUGGCGCCCUUGGACAGCCGCCCCAUCUCGCCCCUGGCGACGCGCCGCCGUGGCAGGUCGCUGCGGGGCACGGCGCGGCGCAGCCGCAGCAGGCGCCGCCGCAGCAGCCGCAGCAGCCGCAGCAGCCGCAGCAGCCGCAGCAGCCGCAGCAGCCGCAGCAGCCGCAGCAGCCGCAGCCACAGCGGCCGCACCGGCCGACUCAGCUGCCACAGCCGCAGCCACAGCGGCCGCACCGGCCGACUUUGCUGCCAGAGCCGCAAUCGCAGCGGCCGCACCGGCCGACUCAGCUGCUGCAGCCGCAGCCGCAGCGCCAGCCGCUGCAGGAGUCGCCGUCUGUUGCCGACCUGGCGCGGCAGACGCCGCCGACGCCGCAGCUCGGGGGCUCGCGCCGCCUCGCGGCCCCCGACGCCGCGGAGCCCACGACGCCCCGCACCCCGCGCUCGGCGCCCCCCUCCGCGCGCGGGGCCGUGGGCCUGGGGCCCAAGCAGGCGGUGCCGCCCGCGCCGGAGGCGGGCGCAGCUGGUGCGCCGCAUGCCGGGCCGCAGGGGAAGGUCGCCCCCCAGGACGCCCCGAUCGCUGCGGUGCUCCCGACGAGGGGGCUUCCGCCGAAGGCGGCGCGCCGAACACUCCCGCCGCGCCUGCCGCUGGACUCCCUCGCCCUGGCCGCGGCCGAGGGCGCGGGCGGCGCCGACCAGGCCCCCCUGAGCGGCCGGCGGGCCUCCGUGGUGGGGCCGUCGCCGGCGCAGGCGGCCGCCGCCGGCGGGACGCAGGAAGCUGACGGCGCAGUCCCGCCGGGGUUCCACGGCGCGUCCAGCGGGGCCGAUGGCGUUCCGCGGGCCGCCGAGGUGACGCGCCGCCGGCUGUCUGCCGCGGCCUCGGCGGGCCUGCCCUGGGCCGAGCCGGUGGCAGGGCUGGCAGCAGCGUGA